Molecule: messenger RNA, 1420 nt
Organism: Penaeus monodon (black tiger shrimp)
Lineage: Eukaryota; Metazoa; Arthropoda; Malacostraca; Decapoda; Penaeidae
Product: calcium and integrin-binding protein 1-like
Exons: 7
Coding region: 73-627 (184 amino acids)
Molecular function (GO): calcium ion binding
Source: RefSeq, a predicted model, not a curated record
UUCAACGAAAACAACAAAGAAACCCACAAUUUCGAUGUAAAAUUGACUCAAAACCUGAGGCUGGUGUUCAAGAUGGGGCAGGGAAACAGCCAGUUCACCGAAAUGGAGUUAGAGGAAUAUCAGGAUCUGACAUAUUUCACCAAGAAGGAGAUAUUAUAUGCCCAUAAACGCUUCAAGCAAUUGGCCCCAGAGAAGGUAGGACACAACCGUAAUGCAAAACUACCCAUGGACAAGCUCUUGACACUCCCAGAACUGCAGGCCAAUCCAUUUGGAGAACGGAUGUGCCUCAUCUUCUCGUCAACAAAGGAUGGUGACUGCACAUUUGAAGAUUUCCUAGAUAUGAUGUCUGUGUUUAGUGAAGCUGCCCCAAAAUCAGUGAAAGCAGAAUAUGCAUUCCGCAUUUUUGAUUUUGAUGGGGAUGACUAUCUUGGCAGAAGAGAUUUAGAAAAGACAAUCAACAAGCUUGUAGCUCCCCAGCAGUUCAAGCCUGAAGACAUGGAGGCAUUGGUUACCAGGGUUUUAGAGGAAGCUGAUUUGGAUGAUGAUGGCAUGCUUGCUUUUGCAGAGUUUGAGCAUGUCAUAUCCAAGUCUGCAGACUUUGCUAAUUGCUUCAGAAUCCGGCUGUAAAGUUUCAAAUGACAGUGCACCAGUCAGCCAUGUUUAUGGUAUGCUCUUCCAUACAAUUGCACAAUCUUCCUAUCAUUGCCAUAGUGAAAUGACUAUACUGAUUUAUAAUCACAGAUAACCUACUCAUAGUUUGAUACUCAGUCAGUGCCCUUAUAUUUCUGAAAUAGAACAAGAAGGUAUCACAAAAAUAAGUUUGCUUACCAUUAAACCUGAUAACUCCAGGUGUGUGUGUGUUUGUGGAGAGUGAAUGACCAGUUGCCUGCUUGUGUUGUUCCUUGCACAAGUAUUGCUUUCAGCCAUAUUCCAUGCCAUACAAUGAUCUGUGCACUAUAUUAGCAUUAUGUACGUACUCAAAAGAAAUUUUGGUGGCCUUUUUGUGUAAUGCAUGAUUUUACUGUUUUAUAAUGUUUAUAAUGUUUUAUGAUGUUUAUACUAUUAGCUACCAAGUUGUAAUCAUGUCAGUGCCAACUAGAACUUUAAACUAGAGUAUACUAAUAGCAUUGCUAUUCCUUAGAAGAUAAGUGUUGGCAACCAAUGAUUGUAUUUUGAUCAUCCUAAAGAUGUUCAAAGACUUUAAAUUUUGCUUUUGUUAUUUCUAUUCUGAUUUUCAGUUGGAUUAUUAUCCUUUGAAUAAGUGCACUAAAGUAUGUAAAGGAAUUUUUCUUUUUUAUAGUUACUGAUUAUCUUGAAUACUUCAUACCAUGUUUUCUUUUCUUUUUCUUUCCUUUCCUUUCCUUUCCUUUCCUUUCCUUUCCUUUCCUUUCCUUUCCUUUCCUUUCCUUUCCUUUCCCUU